UGAAAACAGAGAGAAGGGCGGAGGGAGGAGACGUCUCUUCUGCUUAGUGUGAUUUUGAAACCGGCGUUGGACUUCAUUGAUCCCGAAUAGCGGAGUGGCAGAUUUCUUCUAUAUCUGACUCGGCUUGUUUCAUGGCGUUCCAGAAGAAGCUACAGGGGCUGGUUGCUGCCACCAUUACCCCAAUGACUGAAGAUGGAAACAUCAAUCUCUCUCUGAUCAAACAGUAUGUGGAUUACCUAAUAAAUCAGCAAGGUGUCAAGAAUGUAUUUGUGAAUGGAACAACAGGAGAAGGUCUAUCCCUAAGCAUUCAGGAGAGAAAACAGCUGGCAGAGGAAUGGGUGACUCAAGGCAAGAAUAAGCUGGAUCAUGUAAUAAUUCAUGUUGGAUCACUGAGCUUGCCUGAAUCCAAGGAUCUGGCCAAGCAUGCAGCCCAGAUAGGAGCGGAUGGCAUAUCUGUCAUUUCCCCCUUUUUCUUCAAACAGAUGAAUAAAGAUGAAUUGGUUGCCUUCUUCCGGGAUGUUGCAUCUGAAGCUCCUAAUAUCCCAUUCUAUUAUUAUCACAUUCCUCCUAUCACUGGCAUUAAAUUUCGUGCUGAAGAAUUACUAGAUAGUAUGAAAGAGCAGAUUCCCACCUUUAAGGGGGUGAAGUUCAGUGACAGAGACCUCCUGGAUCUGAGGCAAUGCGUGCAAAAAAGUGAACAAGACCAUUUUGUGUUUAUGUAUGGUGUGGAUGAGCAACUCCUGAGUGCACUGGUGAUAGGAGCAAGUGGGGCAGUUGGAAGUACAUAUAACUACCUGGGCUGGAUACAUAACUUAAUAUUGGAAGCUUUUGCCUCUGGAGAUUUGUGUACAGCACAAAAAUAUGAGUUCUGUAUUCAGGAGUUCUUUGGCUUUCUCAUUUCACUAGGCUUUGGUGUUCCACAAAUCAAAGCGGUCAUGACAUUAUUUUCCGGGAUCCCGAUGGGCCCACCGCGACUUCCACUUUCACCUGUCUCUGAUGACUACAUUGUUAAAGUAAAAACCAAACUGGAAAGCCUGAAUAACUGUCUCUCUGGUCCAGUCUUAAAAAAAUAGUCCCUAUAAUUUGAUAAACAGGUAACUUGAAAUGUAGGAUUUGAAAUACUUGCGGAUUGCACCAUUUUCAUGAGGUUUCAGGAAUUUGGCCUGGACUACUUCCUAUACAGAAUGAUCUGGCCUUGUUUGUGUGGAAGAUGAUACCUGCUUAUAGUCUGCCAAUACUGAAGUUUUACAGGGGAAAGAAACUAACUUUGAAACAGGAGGAUUUUGUUUCCAACAAAUAAAGAAGUCUUAUCUCCUGAAGUCUUAUCUACAACAUUAGAGAGCGUAGCACAAUUUAAGCAACUGAUUUAUUUCUUAUUAUUUUCAUAUCUGGAUGAACAAUAAUGUAGUGCUCAAAGCUCUGCAUUUAUAGAACCCAAACUCUGGAAGUCUUUUAUGUUUACUCUUGAAAUUUACAUAGUUGAAAACUUUUAAUAGGAACAUUCCAAUUGGAAUAAUGAAUUGUAAUUAACAAAUGUUUUCUAGCUUUAAAAAAAACAAGUGCCAUUUUUUAAAAUAAUGAAAGAGUAAUAAAAAAAGGAAUAAAGCUAAUUAUACACUCCUUGCCUAGAAGGCUAAACAAAAAAGUAUUAUUUUUUAAAAAAAAUAACCUGGGAUUUCAUCUCAACUUAUCUAGGAUACACGCAUUCACCUUUACAAAGAAGUAAAUCAUGAAAUGGAACUUAUUCUCAGCAUGAUGUUUUUGAGCCUUAUGUUUUUGUUUACAACCAAGUUUUCAACCAUAGGCAGCCUAUGAGAUAAGUAUUAGCCUCAAAGUAUAUUAUAAUAUUGCAGGAAAAGGGGAGGAUUGUUAUACUAACCUUGGAUGACACUGUUUUGAUGUGAAAAUGAGUAAAGCUGGCAUUUCCUUGAUCAAAUUGAAAUUCUAACUAUUAGAAUUACUAGUUUACUGGGCUCAGGAAUGAUAAAGGAGACAUCAUGAAAAGAAAUUCCUUUCCAUCUGAUAAUAUCCUGAGUGUGUUAAACUAACCCACCUCCAAGCUAUCAAAUCUAUCCUGAUUAUGGGAGUUGUAGUUCAAAUAAAUGGAUGAAACAGUAGCAGAUACAAUCAUUUUGUCACCAAACAGCUAUCUAGAAACAGUGUAGAGUUCUUCUUUAAAAGAACUUCAAGAGGCAGUAAGAUCUUGAAUUUAAAACAACACUCAAUUAAGCUAACUUGUUAUAUUUUUUAACCCAUGCUGCUAUUGGCAGAUUUUCCCUUUUGCUGAUCAAAUAGGAAAAAUGAAAGCUCUUUACAAAUAAUGAUUAUGUGUCAAAUACAUCCUGACCAUUGUAUAUUUAGCAUGCAGGUAUUCCUUGGAUUAUGAUAGUAAUUGGGAUUAAGAUUUUACACCCCUGAAAAUGUAUCUUAAAAUGUGUUGAACAUCUUGCCUGUUGCAUUAGAAGAUGGGCAAGAUAUUCUUCAUGGGAAAUUGUUCAGCCCUGUAUUUCUUAAUGAAGACUGUCUAUUAAAAUACUAUUAUAAUCCAUUAGUUUUUGGUCUUAUAGAAAACCAGGAACUUCAAAAUCCAAUCUUUCUUUCUUUAUAUCUUAAUUAUAAUGUGCUUCCAGGUAGGGCUUUAAUGAAUAAUCGCCCACCCAUCGUUUACACUUGCUUUUUUCCCCUUCUAUAACUACCAUUAAUUGUCUUGCUCGCAACAUUCCAUUAGUGAGAAAAACACACAAGAGCUUUAUCAUGCCUUUUGAUAGUUACAAAUGGGAGUCCUCUGCCUAGGAAUACUAUUACUGCCUGAGACAUACACUUGAGUUGGUUGAGUAGGUGCACUUUCAAAGCUAAUAUCAAAUGUAUUUCUGAUUCUGUUAAUAAAUAUGGAAGGUCGGCAGAACAGGAAAACAAAGGAGAAACCACUAAUUGUUGUAACUGGUUGCCUGCUGAUGACAUUUCUAACUACUGAUAAUUGUUUGCUAAAUGCUAUUGGUUGAGUAAAGAUUGUUUCCCAAGU
Pseudonaja textilis is the source of this 3022-nucleotide messenger RNA. The record is from RefSeq and is a predicted model, not a curated record. NCBI's taxonomy places the organism in Eukaryota, Metazoa, Chordata, Lepidosauria, Squamata, Elapidae.